AAAAAAACGCCUCCGUUUUUAGCUGUUUUUACCGAGUCCACAGCUACACAACAUCCAAUCCAUCCACCUCUAUAAAUCCGUCUCCCUUCUUCCUCGUGGCACCUUCUCUGGCUUUCUUCGACCGGAGGAUUCCUUCAGGCGUUCUGUAGAAUUAUCGUCAAAAUUUGAAGAUGAAUCACUUUAAUCUUCAUAUGAACGCCAUUGCCUCCUGUGAUGAGACCGAGAAUAGAGGCUUGGUUUCAAUUUGUGAUUCCAAGGGUCCUGUUGUUUGCCCCAAACCGCGCCGAGUUGCAAAUCUGGCUAACUAUUCCAGCAGGACUUUGAGAUGGCACACGAGUCGUCAAGCUGAGAUGUGUGACUCAAAAGCUGGGGCAGAGCUUCUGGACAUUAUCCUCAUGAAGGAUGGUCAUGGGACGGAACAAUCUGCCGCCCAUGUAGCCUCACCACUCCCAUUUUUUUGUGGGUCUCCUCCUGCCCGGGCUGCUAACCCAGUAAUCCAAGAUGCCCGAUUUGGAGAUGAAAAACUUACUCCCAUGUUGCCAUUGUUGAUUCCAUCGCCUUCAAGUUCAUCUUCUCCGACAUCACGCAAAGGAGGAUGCAUGAGAAUGAAGUUUGGGCUUAAACCAGCUGCAGUUAGAGUAGAAGGUUUUGAUUGCCUCAAUAGGGAUCGCCAAAAUUCCAGCAUCCCUGCUAUGGCUUAGGAUUCAUAAAGAUUAAUUGUACAUAGAAGGAAGCUGAAUUACCACCAGAUUCACAAAACACAGCAGUCGUAACAAGAGGGAAAUUGGAAUCUUUUUGGAGAGAGUAAAGAAUUGCUAUAGUAGUGUAUAUAUGAUAUGUUUUUGCUGGUGGUCAUUACUAAUAUCUCUGUAAUUAGUUUGGUUGAAGAAAGAAGUGAAAGGGAAAAAGAAAACCUUGUGUUCUUAUGAGAGGCUUGAAUUUGUUUGAGAGCUAAGCUCUUUUGUAAUGUAAGAUAAAGAGGGUUAGUGUAUGGGAGGGUCUUUUGGUUUCAUUUGAUGAUCACCAUGAAAAAUUUCUGUAUAGUUCCUAUCGGUGAUUGAAUUUUGGUCAUUUACUCUCUAUGUAAUUCAUUAAUUGUAAUGGCUUCAUCUUUCUUUA
Manihot esculenta (cassava) is the source of this 1119-nucleotide messenger RNA. RefSeq lists its product as uncharacterized. The transcript is spliced from 4 exons. The coding region runs from base 171 to 701 and encodes 176 amino acids. NCBI's taxonomy places the organism in Eukaryota, Viridiplantae, Streptophyta, Magnoliopsida, Malpighiales, Euphorbiaceae. The record is from RefSeq and is a predicted model, not a curated record.